GUUUCGCACGCAUCUUUCUCUAUAUCGAACAUGGACCGGCCUAUAUAACUAUCCCCCGCUAUUCUGGGCUCUCUUGCGUCUCUGCCUCCCCAUACUUCAUCAUCCUUUAAUGUCUGUCCUUGCCGCCACCUUUGUAGACUUUGCUUCUCGUGCACAUUCUUGCAUCGCAAGUAUCGUGCCUCUCUCGCCUGAAGAUCAGCCAGAAUCAGGCUCAUCUACGCGCUCUUUACCUUCAAACGCCUCGCCACGCCUCAGUUUGUCUAUCCCUACCAGAACAAACGAACACCUGGCUGUAUUACUUCCGAAAGACCUGUGGAAGCCCGAUUCUCUUGCUUCGAAUUGCGAUACCUUCUUUUGUCGUGUAAGAUUCUCCGUCCUCGAACGUCGUCACCAUUGUAGAAAAUGUGGUGGCGUCUUUUGCAGUCAGUGUACAACACGCUCCACUCCCCUACUUGAUGCCUCAAAUUUGGACUUCCUUCAUCCUCCUCGUAAUGUUCCCAUAUUUGAGUUCGAGUCGUCGUCAUCGCCUGUCAUCAUGGGCAAAGUCUGUGAUGGUUGUUGGGACCAGAUUCAUGGAUGCAGUUCUCCCAAGACUCCUGACCUUGUACCCUCUACGCCUGUCUCUGUACGCACAUCACCUUUCGUGUCGGGGACGUCUUCGCUCUCCUCCUCAGUUUGCGCUUCACCCAUCACUCACUCUGCCACCAUGACUCCAAUAAUACGUAUUGCACGGAGUUCAUCUCAACUAAGCAAUCGUAACACACUCUUCCCCUCGGCUUUGACGUCAUCUAUUGCCGAGAUGCCUGAACGUUCCUUUGGGGAACUCGAUGCAUAUCCCCUUCGACGCUCGAGUGCAAUAUGUAAAGCUACUGGCGGCGGCCGAUGGGAACCAAAGCAGUCGCCUCCAAAACAUGGUCUGCGUAUCCCCGGUUGCAAGGCCUCGUUUGAAUUAGAAAUGGAGCGUGAAGAGGAGGAACAACGCAGACGGCGCUCGAAUCCCAUUGUACGAGACGGAGAAUUCCAAUAUAGAUUCCAGGGAAUCCCCGAAUCCGUAGUCCUCGCAAGAAGCCCCUUCCAGCUGUCGACUUUCUGAUGUGGUUAUCUCCAUCCUCAUAACAUUAUUAAUGUUUAUAUUUGUUGUAAGCUCGUUGUACUUUUUGUCUUGUUGAUACCUCGCUGUUUGUUUGACUCUUGUGUGAUACCUUUAAUCCGUUACUCUAUGCACUCCGCAGAAUAUGUUUUCCAUUUCCUAUAUAUUCUAGCUAAAGUACCUCUGCGAGGGCUUUUGUCGAACUUUGACUGUACUGUAGUGUCUUAUGCUCCUAUCAUCGUGUACUUCAUACCCUUGUCUCGUCGUCGACUAGCUAUAGAUCCAUACCAUAUUCAUAUCAUACCCCUCAAGUAUAUAGUUCUUGAAUAAAACAUGUUUAGAAAAUUUGUGACUUG
This is a messenger RNA of Serpula lacrymans var. lacrymans S7.9, 1446 nucleotides long. RefSeq lists its product as uncharacterized. The transcript has 5 exons. The record is from RefSeq and is a predicted model, not a curated record. Gene Ontology annotation, molecular function: metal ion binding. Bases 110 to 1093 code for a protein of 327 amino acids. NCBI's taxonomy places the organism in Eukaryota, Fungi, Basidiomycota, Agaricomycetes, Boletales, Serpulaceae.